AUGGACAACACCAUGUCCAAACCAGACGUUAUCCACAAUGAGACCGCCGAGCAGCAGAAGGGUGACAAGGCCGUGGACAACAGCGGUAUCGAGCGUGUCCACAUGACCGAGGAGGACAGCAAGCGCAUUUGUCGAAAGACCGAUAAGACUAUUCUUGUUGUGCUUGUCUGGGUGUACUUCCUACAGAUCCUCGACAAGACAGUCCUGGGCUACGGUGCGACUUUCGGUUUACAGGCGGAUACGGGCUUGAAGGGCAAUCAAUACUCUCUCGUUGGAUCCAUUGGCCCCAUUGCACAGCUGGCCUGGCAACCAUUCUCGUCAUAUCUUAUUGUUAAGGUCCCCCAUAAGAUCUUGAUGCCGUCUCUGUGUCUUGGGUGGGGUAUUGCGCAGACAUGCAUGGCUGCGUGCCACAACUUCAAUGAACUUAUGGCUGCUCGCUUCUUCCUUGGUCUGUUUGAAGCUGGAUGUCUGCCUCUGUUUGGCGUUAUUACCAGUCAAUGGUAUCGUCGUGCUGAGCAGCCGAUCAGGAUCGCUGCAUGGUACAGUACCAAUGGUCUGGCUACUAUCAUUGCUGCUGCUUUGUCGUACGGAUUGGCACAAAUCAAGUCAGAUGUGUUGAAGGCGUGGCAAAUCAUCUUCCUAGUCGUCGGCCUCAUUACCGUCAUCUCCGCCCCAAUCGUCUACUGGCGCCUCGACAAUGACAUCGCAACUGCUCGCUUCCUAAACGAGAAAGAGAAAGCCCAGGGAGUGGAGCGUCUGAGGGCCAACCAAACUGGAGCAGGCAACACGGAAUUCAAGCUGGGUCACGUCUACGAGGCCUGCCUCGAGCCUAAGACCUACCUAUGGAUCGCCAUGGCCUUGCUCCUCAACAUCGGCGCCAGCGUGACCAACAUCUUCGGACCUCUCAUUCUGAGUGGACUCGGUUACGACAAGUACAGAACUACCCUUCUUACCAUGCCAUUCGGCGCACUGCAAUUCAUCAUCAUCCUGCUGGCAAGUUAUCUCGCCCAAAGAGCCCGCGUGAAGAGUGCUAUUCUCGCGGGCUUCAUGGUCCCAACGAUAGCCGGCCUCGCAAUCUUGUUCGCAGUUCCCAGAACCAAAUCAGUGCAGGGCGAGUUGUUGGCCGGCUACUACCUGCUUGCAUUCUUAUUCGGUGGCAACCCCCUAAUCGUGACAUGGAUCAUCGGCAAUACUGCAGGAACAACCAAGAAGUCUGUUAUAAUGAGUUUGUACAAUGCCUCCAGUUCCGCAGGGAACAUCAUUGGUCCUUUAUUGUUCAACGCGAAGGACAAACCCGCCUAUACCCCGGGACUGCGCGCGUGCCUGGGAAUUUUCAGUGCCCUAACUGCGAUUGUCCUCAUCCAGUGGGCUAACCUGUGGUUUCUCAACAAACAACAAGCACGCCGCCGUGUCCGAAAUGGCAAGAAGGCUGAGAUUGUUGACCACUCCAUGCAAAACCAUUACCAUGGGAUGGAGGAGGGUAACCAGGAAGAGGCUGGUCAGGAGACGGUCCAGGUUGGAGAUAAUGCCUUCCAGGAUCUGACCGACCGUCAAAAUGAUGAAUUUGUAUAUAUCUAUUAA
Messenger RNA from Penicillium arizonense, 1581 nucleotides. Its product is annotated as putative MFS transporter. Gene Ontology annotation, cellular component: membrane. Lineage: Eukaryota; Fungi; Ascomycota; Eurotiomycetes; Eurotiales; Aspergillaceae. Gene Ontology annotation, molecular function: transmembrane transporter activity. Gene Ontology annotation, biological process: transmembrane transport. Bases 1 to 1581 code for a protein of 526 amino acids. The record is from RefSeq and is a predicted model, not a curated record. The transcript is spliced from 2 exons.